CACACCGGAUCCUCAGCCAAAGAGAGUCUGACAACUUCAGCCGAAGAUCCUUCCGUUUAAAGUCUUUACGACAGUGCGAUUCAAUUUGGAGGAACGCGUGAAACACCUGGGCACUGUCUAAUUAGAGGAAGUCUGUUAGUUUGAGCAGCAAUGGUGCUCUUUAUGGCGCUGUGGAUGGGGACUCUCCUCCAGUUUUGUCAUGCAAACAUUUACACCAAUGACUGGGCGAUAAGAAUAAGAGGGGACCUUGAGUCUGUGAACAGAAUUGCAGAGAAAUACGGAUUUACUAACACGGGCCAGAUUGGAGGCCUGAAGAGUUAUUACAGUUUUCGCCACCAUGAGACGGCAAAGAGGGCCAGCGGGUCCAACAGAGAGGUGACUGCUAGCGUCGCCAAGGAGACUGAGGUGGAAUGGCUCCAACAGCAGGUGGUCCAGAGAAGAGAGAAGAGGAACUCCAGAGCCAGUCACAUCUACUCUGUUAACAUGAAGACAAAACACCUUCCCACUGUCCACCUUCAGUCUAACGACACCCAGACACUGCAUUUCAAUGACCCAGGGUGGAACAGCCCGUGGUACACUCACUGCAGCGAUGAGUCCAACGGCUGCCAGUCUCCAAUGAACAUCAUCGCAGCCUGGAGGAGAGGGUAUACUGGGAAGGGUGUGGUGGUGUCUGUCCUAGAUGAUGGCAUUGAGAGAGAGCACCCGGACCUGAAGCCAAAUUAUGAUCCUCUCGCCAGCUAUGAUGUGAACGGACAAGACCCCGAUCCUUCUCCAAAUUAUUCCAACAAUGCUGAGAACUACCAUGGGACUCAGUGUGCAGGGACGGUUGCUGCCACUGAAAAUAACUCUCAUUGCAUGGUUGGAGUCUCUUUCUCUGCACGGAUAGGCGGCAUCCGAAUGUUAGAUGGAGAUGUGACAGACAUCGUAGAGGCCCAAUCACUGAGCUUCAGACCACAGUAUAUAGAUAUUUACUUAGCUAGUUGGGGACCAAAAGAUGAUGGCGCCACUUUGGACGGACCUGGGCCUCUGACUCGUCUUGCUUUAGAGAAUGGCAUCAAAACAGGCCGGCAUGGUAGGGGCUCUGUUUUUGUCUGGGCCUCAGGGAAUGGAGGGCAAAGGGGUGACCACUGUUCCUGUGAUGGCUACAGCGGCAGUAUCUACACGAUCUCUAUCAGCAGCAGCACUCGGCACAGAAGCCAGCCAGACGACCUGGAGCGGUGCACCUCCACCCUGGCGGCAGCUUACACUGGUGGGGAGACAGAGGACAUGGUCGUCUUGGGUCCGCAGCGGAGCUGUAGCCAGCCUCUGUCAGGGACCUCGCUCUCCUCCUCCGUAGCUGCAGGUGUCAUCGCUCUCAUUUUGGAUGCCAACCCCUUGCUAACCUGGAGGGACAUACAGCACAUUAUCGUUCGAACAUCAAAAGCUCAUCAUCUUACUGCUCCUGACUGGCACGUUAAUGGGGCUGGAUACAAAGUGAGCCAUCUAUAUGGCUUUGGCCUCCUGGAUGCUGAAAGCAUGGUGAAGGAGGCCAAGGGGUGGAAACAAGUCCCCUCACAGCAUGAGUGUGUGGAGGAGGUUCCCAUCCAGCUGAGCAGAGCUAUUCAUCCAGGCUCGGUAGUGACGUCUGUGUAUGAGACUACCGGCUGCUCCAGCAAGCCCCUGCAGCAUGUUAUUUAUGUGGAGCAUGUUGUCGUCCGUGUUACCAUCACUCACACUCGCCGUGGCGACCUUUCUAUUAUGCUCACGUCACCUUCAGGCACCAUGUCGCAGCUGCUAGCUAACAGGCCUCUUGACGACUCCACAGAGGGAUUUCACGGCUGGGAAUUCAUGACCACUCACUGCUGGGGGGAACGGGCGGCGGGGGAGUGGACUUUGAAAAUCCAGGAUACUCCUUCUCAGAAAAGAGACGGCACCGAACUAGGAAUGCUAAAGGAGUGGUCCCUGGUGAUUUAUGGCACUGCAGAGCAGCCGUAUCCUGUGCGUCAAGAGCGAGCCCGAUCAGCUGAGAUGCCAAUGGAUAGUGACCUAACUGUUGAAUACAGUGGACCCUGCGACUCAGAAUGUGGUGACGCUGGUUGUGAGGGGCCCAGCCCGCAGCAGUGUGUCACGUGCUUACACUUUUUUCUCAAGUUCAAGAACAGCACAAGGACAUGUGUAUCAGAGUGUCCCAGAGGGUUCUGGGGCGACCGCCGUCGUUGUAAGAGGUGCUACUCUUCCUGUGAGAGCUGCACUGGGAGUCGCAGUGACCAGUGCACGUCCUGUAUACCUGGUCAUCACCUGACUGAGGGAACCAACACUUGCACAGCCAUCUGCAGGGAUAACUACUAUCUUGACAACAAUGCAAAUAUUUGCAGAAAGUGCAGUGAAAACUGCUUGAAGUGUACCUCCUACAGCAUCUGCACAGAAUGCAAACCAGACACAAGUCUGCAGGGGAAUAGGUGCCAGCGAAGCUGUGCUGCGGGAUUCUACCAUGACAAGCAGGAAGAGACAUGCAAGCCCUGUCACAAGGCCUGUGCUACCUGUGCAGGUGCGGGUGCUGAAGCAUGUAACCACUGUGCAGAUGGCUACUUGAUGGAGGAGUGGAGGUGUGUGUCCUCCUGCAGUGCUGGCUUUUACGCCGCAGAGCCAAACCCAGAGAUAGCCGAUGGGCACAGGAUAUGUAGGAGGUGUGACGCCAGCUGCCUCACCUGUGUGGGGCCAAGCUGGGGGAACUGCAGCAGCUGUUCCAGUGGCCACAGCCUGAAGGAGGGAGCAUGUUCUUUUAACACUGUGUGCACAGAUGGAGAGUACCAGGACGGUGAUGGAAGGUGUAAUGCGUGUGAUGCAACGUGUCUGAAGUGCACAGGGCCACAGAGUCAAGACUGCAUCAGCUGCAUUUCUUCACGGGCUCUGGACGGGGGCCGCUGCGUGGUGGAGUGUGCCAAGGCUAAGUACCAGUCAGGUGGCCAGUGUUACUUGUGUGACCACACCUGUGCCAGCUGUGUAGAUGCUGGGCCUGCUGACUGUACCAGCUGUGACACUGAUAAGUUUGGAAUGGAGCGUUACCUGUAUAAAGGUCAGUGUCUGGAUACCUGUCCCGAGGCCUUCUACCACACCAAGGAGAGGAGCUGUGAGCCGUGCUCGGACCACUGUCAGCUCUGCACAAGCCCCGCCUACUGCCUCAAGUGUAACUCCUCCUACUACGUGUCUGAUGGAGAGUGUGUGAAGCUGGAGUGUGGUGAAGGGGAGGUGGAGGAUCCAGAUUACGAUGACUGCAUGGCCUGUGAGGAAGGCUGCAAGAAGUGCGUCUUGUAUAAUCCCAGGCAUUGCCUGUCCUGCAUUGAGGGCUUUUACAAUUUUCAGGAUGGCUGCUACAAAAGCUGCCCAGCUAAGACGUACAUUGUGGAGGAGGACAUGACCUGCGUCCCAUGUGAUGACAACUGUGUGAGCUGUGAUGAACAUGAGUGCUACUGGUGUGAGACCGACCUCUUCUUAUCAGAGGGGAGGUGUGUUUCUGUGUGUCCCGACGGCUUCUUUGGCGAUGAAGACACCAACGACUGUGAGGAAUGUCACUCGGACUGUAUGACAUGUAGCGGCCCCGAGGACGACGACUGUCUGUCGUGUGAGGAGGGGGAGACACUAGAAAAUGGAGAGUGUGUGUCUGCCCGUGACGUCUGUCCUGUUAAGACCUUUCACAGCGAUGAUGGCGAGUGUAAGGACUGCGACCCAUCCUGUGAGUCCUGCUCUGGAGAGGAGAAGGAUCAGUGUACAAAAUGUGCCAAAGGGCAGUUUUUGACCCCACAGCAAACAUGCGUGUCAAAGUGUCCAGGGGGUUUCUUUGCCAGUCAGCUGAGCGGCGUGUGUGAGAACUGCCCUCCAGGCUGUUUGCAGUGUGUGGACGCUCAGCACUGCACUCGCUGUCAGAGCACUCGCAAAGCUCCGUUAUUUCUGCAGAAUGGACACUGUGUCCAACAGUGUGUCAGGGGUUAUCCUGUGGGCCAGGUGUGUCGUAGCUGUGCAGCAGGCUGUGCAUCCUGUGGGAGAAACGCCACCCACUGCCUCACCUGUGAACAACCUCUCCUCCUACACAAUCACCGGUGCGUAACAGAGUGCCCUCCACCGCACACCGCCCGCGACGGGGAGUGCCAACACUGCCCUGCUACCUGUCAGGAGUGCAGCCCACUUGGGGAGUGCACAGGCUGUGAGGAGUAUCACUUUCUCCAUGAGGGCCUGUGUGUGCUAGAGUGUCCCGAGAGGUUCUACGAGGGCACAGAGCAAGGGCAGUGUUUGCAUUGCCACCCUGACUGCGCUUUGUGUGACGGGCCGAACAACAAUGACUGUGAUGCCUGUGGGGACCCUGAGGCGACUCUGCACAAUGGGGCGUGUCUGGCAGCCUGCCCCUCCCAUACCUACAGGGAUGCCAUAUCAGCAGAAUGUAAAGAAUGUGAUGCUUCCUGCCUCACCUGCUUUGGCCCCCAUUCUGGCUCCUGCACCAGCUGCAGAGAGGAUCGGAGGCUGGAUGACCACAACCAUUGUGUACCAUCAGCCAACAGGUGCUUGCCUCACCAGUAUGCAGACGCAGAUGGAGAAUGCUAUCAGUGUCACAAAUACUGCCACAGGUGUUCAGGUCCUGGAAAAACCCACUGCCUCAGCUGCAACCAGAGACGGCAUCUGCUCAAUGGCACUUGUGUGGAUGAAUGCCCAGCAGGCUACUAUGAGGAUGAGUCGGGGCAGAAAUGUGAAGCCUGUCACCCUUCCUGUCAUGCCUGCAUUGGAAAGCACAGCCAUGAGUGUCUUGCCUGCAAAGCUCACCUAUUUCAAGAGGGCAAAGAAUGUGUGGAGACCUGCCAGCACAGUCACUAUGGAAACACGGUCUCAAGGACGUGUGAGAAGUGUGACCCGAGCUGCGGUGAGUGCAUCGGGCCUGGGGAGGACAGCUGUCUGAGCUGCAUUCCGGGUCUCACCUACCUGCGGAGAGAAGGCCGUUGCCUCUCCUCAUGCCCUCAGGGAUACUACCAUGACCUUGUGCACCACACCUGUGAGCCCUGCCAUGCCAGAUGCAGAACAUGCUCAGGAAGAGAUUCUAAAUCCUGUGACUCGUGCUACGCUGGAUUCGUGUUCUCAGAUGGCAUGUGCGAGUCUGUGUGCAACAUAGGCCGGUAUCCUGUAAUAAAGGGUUCAGGCCAUGAUUGUGAAGACUGUGACAACUCCUGUCUGGAGUGUCAAGGGCCCGGUCCUGCCAAUUGCACUGUGUGCCCUGCUCAGGCCAUCUUAGAAGCUGGAGGGCGCUGUCUGCUUUGUUGCAGUCAGGAGGAGGAAGCCUCAACACAGCAGCAGGAGUGCUGUAACUGCACAGAGACUCGAGGAGAGUGUGUUCUCAGCACCAACUUGGCAUUCAGGAAUAAUGAGGAAGAAGAGGCCAGAGGUAACCUUAUAAUCUUCAUCAUCGCUUGCAUUCUGCUGGCACUGGGACUGGUGGCUGUCGUCUUCCUCAUUAGACACUCCCGCUCCAAGAGUGCACCACCGGACAUCCCUCCUCAUGGCUACGAGAAGCUUGGCUCUGGUAGGGGAUAUGGAGGUGGCAGCAGAUAUAGCGGCUACAGCUCUGCAUCAUCUGCAAUUUACAGCGGCCGCACCACCUCCUCCUUCCAGGAGGAUCAGUUGGUUGACAUUGGAGUGCGUCACACAGGGAUUAAGAAUGAAGAUGAUGAUGAUGACGAUGAUGAGGACAUUGUUUACAUGGGCCAGGAUGGCACAGUGUACAGGAAAUUCCGCUAUGGCCAGCUAGAAGAGGAUGAGGAUGAGCUGGAGUAUGAUGACGAGAGCUACGCAUUCCGGUGAAGCAAAAGAAUUUCUCCAAAAAAAUAAAACAAAAAAAAACUGUUCUCCUCCUGCUUUUAUUCAUCCCUCUGUGCUGUUUUUCUCCUUCUGCCCUGAGGGACAGACCCAAUUGUCCUUCAUUGGCGUCGAACAAAAUGAGUUACAGUUAUUAGAAGCUAAAGAUGAUCUGUUGUCCAUUUGCAAAAUGAAAUGAGCUGCAGAAAAAUUCCAUGUUUAACUUUUUUGAGGAACUUUAAGUAAUUAAGCCUGACUUCCUUUGGAGCACAAUGCCGUCCCAUACAUAAUCUAGCAAGGGCAUUUACUGGUUUUGACAGUUUUAUUAAUCAUGUCAUCUCUUUUUGCAUUGUUGUGGUGUUGUAUUUGCAUUUUAAAUUUAAUUAUUCUGGUUUCUUUUCAAUACGUGUUUGGCUGUCAUUGAAUUUUAAUUUGAAAAUGUGUUCUUCUGUUCGAAUAGUCUAGAAAAAACUGCCUGGGAUUGACUUUACG
Molecule: messenger RNA, 6306 nt
Organism: Monopterus albus (swamp eel)
Lineage: Eukaryota; Metazoa; Chordata; Actinopteri; Synbranchiformes; Synbranchidae
Gene: pcsk5a
Product: proprotein convertase subtilisin/kexin type 5a
Exons: 38
Coding region: 151-5820 (1889 amino acids)
Biological process (GO): peptide hormone processing
Cellular component (GO): trans-Golgi network; Golgi membrane
Molecular function (GO): serine-type endopeptidase activity
Source: RefSeq, a predicted model, not a curated record